AAAAACUGUUUUCAGAUGCAAGGUUCUACUUCAAACAAGACUGGUAGAACAGGAAAAAUUGGUUUUUGCCGUUGGUUUCAUCCACCAACCUGCUUUUCAAGUCCCUUUUCCCCCAGAAUGUGUGAUAGAUACUGGCAGAGCGAGAAUUCUCAUUUGUAAAGAAAACCGCUGAAAAGCAUGUUCUCCGUCAUUGCUGGAAUAUUAUCCGUACUCAAAAUUAUUUCAUUGAUCCACAAGAGUCAUUGCUUUAUACAGUCACAGUUUUUCUUCCAGACUGUGUUUCGUCAAAACAAUAUAAUUGUAUCACCAACAUGAUCGCGUUUUUAUUCUUAAAAAUAUCGGAAACGGAAGUUGCAGAAUUGUAACGUCUCUGUAAAGAGGAGAUUAUACGAACGAAUUUAUAUUUCCUACAAUGAUAUUUUAAAUUAGGUUCACUGUGGAUAAUACAUUGUUUUUUUUAUUUAAAAUUAUUAAUUUUAAAUUCAGAUUUUUCUUUCGUACUUUUAUAUUGAGUCAUUAUCGCCCAUGUUGAAUGGUACUUGAAGAUAGCGUUGGUAAAUCUGUCAGGCUGUGUGGCGUGUUCCUUGAAAGAUGGUAUUGAGGGUAACAUCGUCGAUAAGUCAACAUUUGUCUUUAAUUUAUGGAGUUAAAUGAGUGGACGUUUAUUUUGUCUACGUCAUCGCGCUACGUUUGGCUCCUCUCCGCGAAUACAGGCUUUGGUGAGAGUCAACAAACAUGGCGCCCUGGUGACGGGGACAGACUCACUGAAUGUUUGCAAAAUGAGGCCGCGCUGCUGCUGGAUCGGGCUCCGGAGAACCCAUUUGUUGUGGCCCAUCCUGCUGCUCCUCUUGGUAGGUGCUGCCCUGGCGGCCCUGUUGCCGUCGGAUGACGACAAAAACAGUGCCGGGGUCCUGGGAAUGCUGCGUCGGGCGGUCGAUUCUAAUGAACCUCCUGCUAGAGGUCACAACGUGGAGGACAAAGAAUCAGGGGAGCCAAAGUUUACUAUCAUCAUCCAAACGUUUAAUCGCACCGACGUUCUGCUUAAACUCCUCAAUCAUUACCAAGCCGUUCCUCAUCUUCAGCGCAUCAUCAUCGUCUGGAACAACGUCAGGGAACAAACGCCUGUAAAGUUGUGGGACUCUUUAGGACCUCACCCGGUGCCUGUUCUCUUUAAGACACAGGACACCAAUCACAUGCGCAACAGACUCCAGCCUUUCCCUGAGAUUGACACUGAAGCUGUUUUGAUGUUGGAUGAUGACACACUAGUCAGUGUUCCUGACAUCAGCUUUGCUUUCUCUGUCUGGCAGCAAUUUCCAGACCAAAUUGUUGGCUUUGUCCCUCGUAAACAUGUGACAGCUGGAGGGGUUUAUAGUUAUGGCAGCUUUGAGCUUCAGGACCUUGAACAAGGAGGAGGGGACCGAUAUUCCAUGGUGUUAAUCGGAGCUGCUUUCUUCCACCGUCGCUACCUCCAAGUCUUCCAAGACCAACCUCAGCCAGUGCGCGACCUGGUGGACGCCACGCAGAACUGUGAUGACAUUGCUAUGAACUUCGCCGUGGCGCUGCAUCUGAGCAAGGUCUCUGGUGGUGCACAGAGACCUUCGGGCGUCUUUGUCAAACCUGUGGAUCUGCGCAACUUGGAAAAGGACACCAGCAGCGGGUACCUGGGGAUGUGGCAUCGCCCAGAACAUCUUCUCCAGAGGUCGUACUGUCUGAACAGACUGGCCGAGAUCUACGGCCUGAUGCCGCUACGCUACUCCAACAUCAUGCUGUCCCAGUUUGGAUUCCCAAGCUAUGCCAACCACAAGAGCAGAGGAUGAAAACCCACUGAGCAAAAUGAUGCAUGUGGCAGUCUGGUGAGUGGCAUACUCCACACUAUCCAUCAGUAGAAGUAGUGUGUGAAAAGCAGUCUCGCCACAACACCAGCUGAAGGAACCACCUGGCCACCUUCGAAACCCCAGCAAGAUGCCUCGCAUCCAAAAUGAGGUUUGUGGUGCUGUCAAGUAAGCUGCCUGAAUAUUAUCACUUUAUUGUCAAAAAACAUAUACAAUAAGCUGAUCUGUAACCAGAAUUUACUGUAAAUUCUUUGUGUAAGACUUGAAUCAUUGUUAUUUUUUAUAUUAAACUGGAAUUCAAUGAAGCAUUUUCUAUAUUUACUUCUUUAAUUGUCUUUGUAAUUUGCUUUUAAAGACACAAACACUAUUGAGUCCGGAUUUUGAGUCUUGAAAUUGUGCGUAAUAUAAGCGAAAUUAGAAUUAUAAAACCGAGACUGAGCAAAGUAAUGUUGUUUCCGUUGUUUGUUGUUGUUGUUAUCGUCCUAGCUGCCACGUGUCUUUAAUUUAAAUUUAAUUUUAGUUGUAUUAAUUAAUCAUAAUAAUGUUGUAAUGAAUUAAUCGUAAUUAACUUGUUAAAAUCCCACCACUAGUUACUACCUAACAUAAAACAAGACUUUAAUUG
Molecule: messenger RNA, 2454 nt
Organism: Synchiropus splendidus (mandarinfish)
Lineage: Eukaryota; Metazoa; Chordata; Actinopteri; Syngnathiformes; Callionymidae
Gene: extl2
Product: exostosin-like glycosyltransferase 2
Exons: 5
Coding region: 651-1817 (388 amino acids)
Cellular component (GO): membrane
Molecular function (GO): glycosyltransferase activity
Source: RefSeq, a predicted model, not a curated record